AUGUCCCACGUUGUAGUAGGACUAGCAGAAGCUGCAGAUCUACCAUCAAUCGGUACUAUACACGCUCGCGCCUUUCAUCCGACAAGAGAAUGGCACCGCAGGAUCUUUCCCGAAUCCAUCGCGCCAUGGUGGGAAAAGAGAUACAGCAUGGAAAUUGCAGAUUCCAACUGCUAUGUUCUCAAGAUCUCAUCGUCAGACUCUGCAACUCCAACUCCAGCUCCAGUUCUAGGCCUACUCUCCCUCCGCAAAUACGACGCCAACGAAAAAGGAGCCGGGCGAUGGGCCUCUUAUCCCCCACCACCAGAAGUUGACAAAGAAUCCUACGAUGCCAUGCUCAAAUCGAUGAUCGAGUAUCGCGAGAGAUUCAUGCUUGGACGGGUCCAUCUUUGUAUUGAUCUUUUUGGGGUCGAUCAUGAGUACCAGGGCCGUGGAAUGGGGAAAAUGCUCCUGGCGAAGGCGUGCGAAAUCGCGGAUCGAGAGAAGCUGGAUGUUUUUGUUGAGGCUAAUGAGUUUGCGGAAUCCUUUUAUCAUGAUUUUGGGUUUGAGACGGAAGGGAGGAUUGAGAUGCCUCUUGAUGGUGUGACGCAGUGCUUUCUUGUGAGGAAAUCCAGGUGA
Messenger RNA from Penicillium subrubescens, 615 nucleotides. RefSeq names its product GNAT family N-acetyltransferase. The record is from RefSeq and is a predicted model, not a curated record. The coding region runs from base 1 to 615 and encodes 204 amino acids. Gene Ontology annotation, molecular function: acyltransferase activity, transferring groups other than amino-acyl groups. Lineage: Eukaryota; Fungi; Ascomycota; Eurotiomycetes; Eurotiales; Aspergillaceae. The transcript has a single exon.